Messenger RNA from Vitrella brassicaformis, 1523 nucleotides. NCBI's taxonomy places the organism in Eukaryota, Vitrellaceae. The record is from the annotation of a GenBank genome assembly.
AUGUUGAAGAAGGUCUAUAGUAGUAGUCAACUUCCAAGAAGAGAGGUGCCCGCAAGAAGGCCGCCAAAAAGCCAAAGGAGACCCGCGAGAAGACGCCCACCUGAUAGAGGGUUGUGUGUCCUGCGCCCACGAGCCUGUGAAGUCUGUUGAGGCGCGCGAUGAAGUUGCAGCCACGGAAGGCGCGAUAGGAGGACAGGGAGAGGAUCCGUUAACCAUUCUGCCCACACACUCGGUGCAGUCGGAUGGAUGCCUGUCCUGUGUGCCAUUACAUGCAGAUGAGGUGGUACUGUUGUGCCACAAGCCAGCACCCACGCCGUCAGUCAUCCCCAAGGACCAAAAGUACUUGGACAGUAAGCACCCGCGACACGCCCACACGAAGCACCUCACAUACAGACAGACGAAUGAAUGAAUGAACGAACGAAUCGACCUGUGGCUCCUCUUGUUCAGGUCACGAGCACGGUGACGACCAUAACGGACCUGCCGCCCACCAACACAAGCGUCAAUCGAAGAAGACGUCCGGCGAGUCGGUCAAGAAGGCAAUAGUCAAGAAGGAAGGCGAUCCCAAGAACAAGCGACCGGUGCCCAAGAAGGCCGCUGCUGAAGGCCGCCCACACCAACAGCAGCUCGGUGAAUUCGAAGCUGAUCAUGUGAAAGAGGGACAUAUUGGUCUGUCUGUCUGUGUGUAUGUUCUCAGAGGUGCCCACGUCAAAGGUCAAUGGUGUCUAUUGGCGUGGAGACGUGCAGGCGUGGGUCGCUUCAUGGUACGAGAGGGAGGGCCACAAGCAGCUGCGAAAGUUCAAGCGGUUCAACGUCAAAGAGCACGGCUUUCCGAAGGCCAAGGUACACACACAAAGGACAACACAACCGAACACCAAAUGGGUGCAUCACCCACCCUUGUGUCCGCUUUCUGCCAGGCAUUGGCUGAGGAGCAUCGACGACGGAUGGACCGCAUCGCACAGACAGGCGUAGCCAAGCAUUCUGAGCACAAGAGCGGUGUAAGGGGUGUCCACUUCAACCAGAAGGACAACAGCUGGGUCGCGACUUUGGAGAAAGGCCGAAUGAAGAAGACGAAAGCCUUCCCUGUCCUCCAGUUUUGUUACGAGGGAGCGAAACAGGCUGCCAUUGCACACAGACAGGCUAUGGAAGGUCUUUAGUCUGCCUGUGGGCAAUGGCAGCCUCGAGUGCAUUCACUCGCCCGAUUUUUCGCCCGUAGCAGCUGCUCUGCGGCUGCCCUGACACAGUACAUUCAUACAAGAAACACAUACACAUAACUCUGGCUGCCUUGUCUGACUCCACCCUAUAUCUGCCUGCCUGCCCACCCUUUCAUCCGUCUGUUUGCCGAUGCGUGACGUAAUGUGGCCUCUGCUGGCUGCUCGCCCUGUCAUUCGACGCGUGAUGUGGUGUCUGCUGGCGAGCUGAGAGGUGCAAUCUCACGGGCUCGCCAAAGCCGAGGUACACACACCUCACACACACACACACACCCCCCUCACACACAAAUCCAUCCAUCCGUUGAUCGAUUGACC